Closterium sp. Naga37s-1 is the source of this 15774-nucleotide messenger RNA. The record is from the annotation of a GenBank genome assembly. Lineage: Eukaryota; Viridiplantae; Streptophyta; Zygnematophyceae; Desmidiales; Closteriaceae.
AUGCCUCUCCCUCCCUGCCGCUCCCAACGCCAUGCCUCUCCCUCCCUGCCGCUACACCACCCCAACGCCAUGCCUCUCCCUCCCUGCCGCUCCCAACGCCAUGCCUCUCCCUCCCUGCCGCUCCCAACGCCAUGCCUCUCCCUCCCUGCCGCUCCCAACGCCAUGCCUCUUCCCUCCCUGCCGCUCCCAACGCCAUGCCUCUCCCUCCCUGCCGCUCCCAACGCCAUGCCUCCUCUCCCUCCCUGCCGCUCCCAACGCCAUGCCUCUCCCUCCCUGCCGCUCCCAACGCCAUGCCUCUCCCUCCCUGCCGCUCCCAACGCCAUGCCUCUCCUCCCUGCCGCUCCCAACGCCAUGCCUCUCCCUCCCUGCCGCUCCCAACGCCAUGCCUCUCCCUCCCUGCCGCUCCCAACGCCAUGCCUCUCCCUCCCUGCCGCUCCCAACGCCAUGCCUCUCCCUCCUGCCGCUCCCACGCCAUGCCUCUCCCUCCCUGCCGCUCCAACGCCAUGCCUCUCCCUCCCUGCCAGCUUCCCAACGCCAUGCCUCUCCCUCCCUGCCGCUCCCAACGCCAUGCCUCUCCCUCCCUGCCGCUCCAACGCCAUGCCUCUCCCUCCUGCCGCUCCCAACGCCAUGCCUCUCCCUCCCUGCCGCUCCCAACGCCAUGCCUCUCCCUCCCUGCCGCUCCCAACGCCAUGCCUCUCCCUCCCUGCCGCUCCCAACGCCAUGCCUCUCCCUCCCUGCCGCUCCCAACGCCAUGCCUCUCCCUCCCUGCCGCUCCCAACGCCAUGCCUCUCCCUCCCUGCCGCUCCCACGCCAUGCCUCUCCCUCCCUGCCGCUCCCAACGCCAUGCCUCUCCCUCCCUGCCGCUCCCAACGCCAUGCCUCUCCCUCCCUGCCGCUCCAACGCCAUGCCUCUCCCUCCCUGCCGCUCCCAACGCCAUGCCUCUCCCUCCCUGCCGCUCCCAACGCCAUGCCUCUCCCUCCCUGCCGCUCCCAACGCCAUGCCUCUCCCUCCCUGCCGCUCCCAACGCCAUGCCUCUCCCUCCCUGCCGCUCCCAACGCCAUGCCCCUGCUCUCCCUCCCUGCCGCUCCCAACGCCAUGCCUCUCCCUCCCUGCCCGCCCUCCCAACGCCAUGCCUCUCCCUCCCUGCCGCUCCCAACGCCAUGCCUCUCCCUCCCUGCCGCUCCCAACGCCAUGCCUCUCCCUCCCUGCCGCUCCCAAACGCCAUGCCUCUCCCUCCCUGCCGCUCCCAACGCCAUGCCCUCUCCCUCCCUGCCGCUCCCAACGCCAUGCCUCCUCCCUCCCUGCCGCUCCCAACGCCAUGGCCUCUCCCUCCCUGCCGCUCCCAACGCCAUGCCUCUCCCUCCCUGCCGCUCCCAACGCCAUGCCUCUCCCUCCCUGCCGCUCCCAACGCCAUGCCUCUCCCUCCCUGCCGCUCCCAACGCCAUGCCUCUCCCUCCCUGCCGCUCCCAACGCCAUGCCUCUCCCUCCCUGCCGCUCCCAACGCCAUGCCUCUCCCUCCCUGCCGCUCCCAACGCCAUGCCUCUCCCUCCCUGCCGCUCCCAACGCCAUGCCUCUCCUCCCUGCCGCUCCCAACGCCAUGCCUCUCCCUCCCUGCCGCUCCCAACGCCAUGCCUCUCCCUCCCUGCCGCUCCCAACGCCAUGCCUCUCCCUCCCUGCCGCUCCCAACGCCAUGCCUCUCCCUCCCUGCCGCUCCCAACGCCAUGCCUCUCCCUCCCUGCCGCUCCCAACGCCAUGCCUCUCCCUCCCUGCCGCUCCCAACGCCAUGCCUCUCCCUCCCUGCCGCUCCCAACGCCAUGCCUCUCCCUCCCUGCCGCUCCCAACGCCAUGCCUCUCCCUCCCUGCCGCUCCCAACGCCAUGCCUCUCCCUCCCUGCCGCUCCCAACGCCAUGCCUCUCCCUCCCUGCCGCUCCCAACGCCAUGCCUCUCCCUCCCUGCCGCUCCCAACGCCAUGCCUCUCCCUCCCUGCCGCUCCCAACGCCAUGCCUCUCCCUCCCUGCCGCUCCCAACGCCAUGCCUCUCCCUCCCUGCCGCUCCCAACGCCAUGCCUCUCCCUCCCUGCCGCUCCCAACGCCAUGCCUCUCCCUCCCUGCCGCUCCCAACGCCAUGCCUCUCCCUCCCUGCCGCUCCCAACGCCAUGCCUCUCCCUCCCUGCCGCUCCCAACGCCAUGCCUCUCCCUCCCUGCCGCUCCCAACGCCAUGCCUCUCCCUCCCUGCCGCUCCCAACGCCAUGCCUCUCCCUCCCUGCCGCUCCCAACGCCAUGCCUCUCCCUCCCUGCCGCUCCCAACGCCAUGCCUCUCCCUCCCUGCCGCUCCCAACGCCAUGCCUCGCCUCUCCCUCCCUGCCGCUCCCAACGCCAUGCCUCUCCCUCCCUGCCGCUCCCAACGCCAUGCCUCUCCUCCCUGCCGCUCCCAACGCCAUGCCUCUCCCUCCCUGCCGCUCCCAACGCCAUGCCUCUCCCUCCCUGCCGCUCCCAACGCCAUGCCUCUCCCUCCCUGCCGCUCCCAACGCCAUGCCUCUCCCUCCCUGCCGCUCCCAACGCCAUGCCUCUCCCUCCCUGCCGCUCCCAACGCCAUGCCUCUCCCUCCCUGCCGCUCCCAACGCCAUGCCUCUCCCUCCCUGCCGCUCCCAACGCCAUGCCUCUCCCUCCCUGCCGCUCCCAACGCCAUGCCUCUCCCUCCCUGCCGCUCCCAACGCCAUGCCUCUCCCUCCCUGCCGCUCCCAACGCCAUGCCUCUCCCUCCCUGCCGCUCCCAACGCCAUGCCUCUCCCUCCCUGCCGCUCCCAACGCCAUGCCUCUCCCUCCCUGCCGCUCCCAACGCCAUGCCUCUCCCUCCCUGCCGCUCCCAACGCCAUGCCUCUCCCUCCCUGCCGCUCCCAACGCCAUGCCUCUCCCUCCCUGCCGCUCCCAACGCCAUGCCUCUCCCUCCCUGCCGCUCCCAACGCCAUGCCUCUCCCUCCCUGCCGCUCCCAACGCCAUGCCUCUCCCUCCCUGCCCGCUCCCAACGCCAUGCCUCUCCCUCCCUGCCGCUCCCAACGCCAUGCCUCUCCCUCCCUGCCGCUCCCAACGCCAUGCCUCUCCCUCCCUGCCGCUCCCAACGCCAUGCCUCUCCCUCCCUGCCGCUCCCAACGCCAUGCCUCUCCCUCCCUGCCGCUCCCAACGCCAUGCCUCUCCCUCCCUGCCGCUCCCAACGCCAUGCCUCUCCCUCCCUGCCGCUCCCAACGCCAUGCCUCUCCCUCCCUGCCGCUCCCAACGCCAUGCCUCUCUCCCUCCCUGCCGCUCCCAACGCCAUGCCUCUCCCUCCCUGCCGCUCCCAACGCCAUGCCUCUCCCUCCCUGCCGCUCCCAACGCCAUGCCUCUCCCUCCCUGCCGCUCCCAAACGCCAUGCCUCUCCCUCCCUGCCGCUCCCAACGCCAUGCCUCUCCCUCCCUGCCGCUCCCAACGCCAUGCCUCUCCCUCCCUGCCGCUCCCAACGCCAUGCCUCUCCCUCCCUGCCGCUCCCAACGCCAUGCCUCUCCCUCCCUGCCGCUCCCAACGCCAUGCCUCUCCCUCCCUGCCGCUCCCAACGCCAUGCCUCUCCCUCCCUGCCGCUCCCAACGCCAUGCCUCUCCCUCCCUGCCGCUCCCAACGCCAUGCCUCUCCCUCCCUGCCGCUCCCAACGCCAUGCCUCUCCCUCCUGCCGCUCCCAACGCCAUGCCUCUCCCUCCCUGCCGCUCCCAACGCCAUGCCUCUCCCUCCCUGCCGCUCCCAACCGCCAUGCCUCUCCUCCCUGCCGCUCCCAACGCCAUGCCUCUCCCUCCCUGCCGCUCCCAACGCCAUGCCCUCUCCCUCCCUGCCGCUCCCAACGCCAUGCCUCUCCCUCCCUGCCGCUCCCAACGCCAUGCCUCUCCCUCCCUGCCGCUCCCAACGCCAUGCCUCUCCCUCCCUGCCGCUCCCAACGCCAUGCCUCUCCCUCCCUGCCGCUCCCAACGCCAUGCCUCUCCCUCCCUGCCGCUCCCAACGCCAUGCCUCUCCCUCCCUGCCGCUCCAACGCCAUGCCUCUCCCUCCCUGCCGCUCCCAACGCCAUGCCUCUCCCUCCCUGCCGCUCCCAACGCCAUGCCUCUCCCUCCCUGCCGCUCCCACGCCAUGCCUCUCCCUCCCUGCCGCUCCCAACGCCAUGCCUCUCCUCCCUGCCGCUCCCAACGCCAUGCCUCUCCCUCCCUGCCGCUCCCAACGCCAUGCCUCUCCCUCCCUGCCGCUCCAACGCCAUGCCUCUCCCUCCCUGCCGCUCCCAACGCCAUGCCUCUCCCUCCCUGCCGCUCCCAACGCCAUGCCUCUCCCUCCCUGCCGCUCCCAACGCCAUGCCUCUCCCUCCCUGCCGCUCCCAACGCCAUGCCUCUCCCUCCCUGCCGCUCCCAACGCCAUGCCUCUCCCUCCCUGCCGCUCCCAACGCCAUGCCUCUCCCUCCCUGCCGCUCCCAACGCCAUGCCUCUCCCUCCCUGCCGCUCCCAACGCCAUGCCUCUCCCUCCCUGCCGCUCCCAACGCCAUGCCUCUCCCUCCCUGCCGCUCCCAACGCCAUGCCUCUCCCUCCCUGCCGCUCCCAACGCCAUGCCUCUCCCUCCCUGCCGCUCCCAACGCCAUGCCUCUCCCUCCCUGCCGCUCCCAACGCCAUGCCUCUCCCUCCCUGCCGCUCCCAACGCCAUGCCUCUCCCUCCCUGCCGCUCCCAACGCCAUGCCUCUCCCUCCCUGCCGCUCCCAACGCCAUGCCUCUCCCUCCCUGCCGCUCCCAACGCCAUGCCUCUCCCUCCCUGCCGCUCCCAACGCCAUGCCUCUCCCUCCCUGCCGCUCCCAACGCCAUGCCUCUCCCUCCCUGCCGCUCCCAACGCCAUGCCUCUCCCUCCCUGCCGCUCCCAACGCCAUGCCUCUCCCUCCCUGCCGCUCCCAACGCCAUGCCUCUCCCUCCCUGCCGCUCCAACGCCAUGCCUCUCCCUCCCUGCCGCUCCCAACGCCAUGCCUCUCCCUCCCUGCCGCUCCCAACGCCAUGCCUCUCCCUCCCUGCCGCUCCCAACGCCAUGCCUCUCCCUCCCUGCCGCUCCCAACGCCAUGCCUCUCCCUCCCUGCCGCUCCCAACGCCAUGCCUCUCCCUCCCUGCCGCUCCCAACGCCAUGCCUCUCCCUCCCUGCCGCUCCCAACGCCAUGCCUCUCCCUCCCUGCCGCUCCCAACGCCAUGCUCUCCCUCCCUGCCGCUCCCAACGCCAUGCCUCUCCCUCCCUGCCGCUCCCAACGCCAUGCCUCUCCCUCCCUGCCGCUCCCAACGCCAUGCCUCUCCCUCCCUGCCGCUCCCAACGCCAUGCCUCUCCCUCCCUGCCGCUCCCAACGCCAUGCCUCUCCCUCCCUGCCGCUCCCAACGCAUGGCCUCUCCCUCCCUGCCGCUCCAACGCCAUGCCUCUCCCUCCCUGCCGCUCCCAACGCCAUGCCUCUCCCUCCCUGCCGCUCCCAACGCCAUGCCUCUCCCUCCCUGCCGCUCCCAACGCCAUGCCUCUCCCUCCUGCGCUCACGCCAUGCUCUCACUCCUGCCGCUCCCAACGCCAUGCCUCUCCCUCCCUGCCGCUCCCAACGCCAUGCCUCUCCCUCCCUGCCGCUCCCAACGCCAUGCCUCUCCCUCCCUGCCGCUCCCAACGCCAUGCCUCUCCCUCCCUGCCGCUCCCAACGCAUGCCUCUCCCUCCCUGCCGCUCCCAACGCCAUGCCUCUCCCUCCCUGCCGCUCCAACGCCAUGCCUCUCCCUCCCUGCCGCUCCCAACGCCAUGCCUCUCCCUCCCUGCCGCUCCAACGCCAUGCCUCUCCCUCCCUGCCGCUCCCAACGCCAUGCCUCUCCCUCCCUGCCGCUCCCAACGCCAUGCCUCUCCCUCCCUGCCGCUCCCAACGCCAUGCCUCUCCCUCCCUGCCGCUCCCAACGCCAUUGCCUCUCCCUCCCUGCCGCUCCCAACGCCAUGCCUCUCCCUCCCUGCCGCUCCCAACGCCAUGCCUCUCCCUCCCUGCCGCUCCCAACGCCAUGCCUCUCCCUCCCUGCCGCUCCCAACGCCAUGCCUCUCCCUCCCUGCCGCUCCCAACGCCAUGCCUCUCCCUCCUGCCGCUCCCAACGCCAUGCCUCUCCCUCCCUGCGCUCCCAACGCCAUAGCCUCUCCCUCCCUGCCGCUCCCAACGCCAUGGCCUCUCCCUCCCUGCCGCUCCCAACGCCAUGCCUCUCCCUCCCUGCCGCUCCCAACGCCAUGCCUCUCCCUCCCUGCCGCUCCCAACGCCAUGCCUCUCCCUCCUGCCGCUCCCACGCCAUGCCUCUCCCUCCCUGCCGCUCCCAACGCCAUGCCUUCUCCCUCCCCUGCCGCUCCCAACGCCAUGCCUCUCCUCCCUGCCGCUCCCAACGCCAUGCCUCUCCCUCCCUGCCGCUCCCAACGCCAUGCCUCUCCCUCCCUGCCGCUCCCAACGCCAUGCCUCUCCCUCCCUGCCGCUCCCAAACGCCAUGCCUCUCCCUCCCUGCCGCUCCCAACGCCAUGCCUCUCCCUCCCUGCCGCUCCCAACGCCAUGCUCUCCUCCUCCGCUCCCACGCCAUGCCUCUCCCUCCUGCCGCUCCCAACGCCAUGCCUCUCCCUCCCUGCCGCUCCCAACGCCAUGCCUCUCCCUCCCUGCCGCUCCCAACGCCAUGCCUCUCCCUCCCUGCCGCUCCCAACGCCAUGCCUCUCCCUCCCUGCCGCUCCCAACGCCAUGCCUCUCCCUCCCUGCCGCUCCCAACGCCAUGCCUCUCCCUCCCUGCCGCUCCCAACGCCAUGCCUCUCCCUCCCUGCCGCUCCCAACGCCAUGCCUCUCCCUCCCUGCCGCUCCCAACGCCAUGCCUCUCCCUCCCUGCCGCUCCCAACGCCAUGCCUCUCCCUCCCUGCCGCUCCCAACGCCAUGCCUCUCCCUCCCUGCCGCUCCCAACGCCAUGCCUCUCCCUCCCUGCCGCUCCCAACGCCAUGCCUCUCCCUCCCUGCCGCUCCCAACGCCAUGCCUCUCCUCCCUGCCCUCACGCCAGCCUCUCCUCCUGCCGCUCCCAACGCCAUGCCUCUCCCUCCCUGCCGCUCCCAACGCCAUGCCUCUCCCUCCCUGCCGCUCCCAACGCCAUGCCUCUCCCUCCCUGCCGCUCCCAACGCCAUGCCUCUCCCUCCCUGCCGCUCCCAACGCCAUGCCUCUCCCUCCCUGCCGCUCCCAACGCCAUGCCUCUCCCUCCCUGCCGCUCCCAACGCCAUGCCUCUCCCUCCCUGCCGCUCCCAACGCCAUGCCUCUCCCUCCCUGCCGCUCCCAACGCCAUGCCUCUCCCUCCCUGCCGCUCCCAACGCCAUGCCUCUCCCUCCCUGCCGCUCCCAACGCCAUGCCUCUCCCUCCCUGCCGCUCCCAACGCCAUGCCUCUCCCUCCCUGCCGCUCCCAACGCCAUGCCUCUCCCUCCCUGCCGCUCCCAACGCCAUGCCUCUCCCUCCCUGCCGCUCCCAACGCCAUGCCUCUCCCUCCCUGCCGCUCCCAACGCCAUGCCUCUCCCUCCCUGCCGCUCCCAACGCCAUGCCUCUCCCUCCCUGCCGCUCCCAACGCCAUGCCUCUCCCUCCCUGCCGCUCCCAACGCCAUGCCUCUCCCUCCCUGCCGCUCCCAACGCCAUGCCUCUCCCUCCCUGCCGCUCCCAACGCCAUGCCUCUCCCUCCCUGCCGCUCCCAACGCCAUGCCUCUCCCUCCCUGCCGCUCCCAACGCCAUGCCUCUCCCUCCCUGCCGCUCCCACGCCAUGCCUCUCCCUCCCUGCCGCUCCCAACGCCAUGCCUCUCCCUCCCUGCCGCUCCCAACGCCAUGCCUCUCCCUCCCUGCCGCUCCCAACGCCAUGCCUCUCCCUCCCUGCCGCUCCCAACGCCAUGCCUCUCCCUCCCUGCCGCUCCCAACGCCAUGCCUCUCCCUCCCUGCCGCUCCCAACGCCAUGCCUCUCCCUCCCUGCCGCUCCAACGCCAUGCCUCUCCCUCCCUGCCGCUCCCAACGCCAUGCCUCUCCCUCCCUGCCUCUCCCUACCCAUGCCUCUCCCUCCCUGCCUCUCCCUCCCUGCCUCUCCCUCCCUGCCUCUCCCUCCCUGCCUCUCCCUCCCUGCCUCUCCCUCCCUGCCUCUCCCUCCCUGCCCUCUCCCUCCCUGCCUCUCCCUCCCUGCCUCUCCCUCCUGCCUCUCCCUCCCUGCCUCUCCCUCCCUGCCUCUCCCUCCCUGCCUCUCCCUCCCUGCCUCUCCCUCCCUGCCUCUCCCUCCCUGCCUCUCCCUCCCUGCCUCUCCCUCCCUGCCUCUCCCUCCCUGCCUCUCCCUCCCUGCCUCUCCCUCCCUGCCUCUCCCUCCCUGCCUCUCCCUCCCUGCCUCUCCCUCCCUGCCUCUCCCUCCCUGCCUCUCCCUCCCUGCCUCUCCCUCCCUGCCUCUCCCCUCCCUGCCUCUCCCUCCCUGCCUCUCCCUCCCUGCCUUCUCCCUCCCUGCCUCUCCCUCCCUGCCUCUCCCUCCCUGCCUCUCCCUCCCUGCCUCUCCCUCCCUGCCUCUCCCUCCCUGCCUCUCCCUCCCUGCCUCUCCCUCCCUGCCUGCUCUCCCUCCCUGCCUCUCCCUCCCUGCCUCUCCCUCCCUGCCUCUCCCUCCCUGCCUCUCCUCCCUGCCUCUCCCUCCCUGCCUCUCCCUCCCUGCCUCUCCCUCCCUGCCUCUCCCUCCCUGCCUCUCCCUCCCUGCCUCUCCCUCCCUGCCUCUCCCCUCCCUGCCGCUCCCAACGCCAUGCCUCUCCCUCCCUGCCUCUCCCUCCCUGCCUCUCCCUCCCUGCCUCUCCCUCCCUGCCUCUCCCUCCCUGCCGCUCCCAACGCCAUGCCUCUCCCUCCCUGCCUCUCCCUCCCUGCCUCUCCCUCCCUGCCUCUCCCUCCCUGCCUCUCCCUCCCUGCCUCUCCCUCCCUGCCGCUCCCAACGCCAUGCCUCUCCCUCCCUGCCUCUCCCUCCCUGCCUCUCCCUCCCUGCCUCUCCCUCCCUGCCUCUCCCUCCCUGCCGCUCCCAACGCCAUGCCUCUCCCUCCCUGCCUCUCCCCUCCCUGCCUCUCCCUCCCUGCCUCUCCCUCCCUGCCUCUCCCUCCCCUGCCUCUCCCUCCCUGCCUCUCCCUCCCUGCCUCUCCCUCCCUGCCGCUCCCAACGCCAUGCCUCUCCCUCCCUGCCUCUCCCUCCCUGCCUCUCCCUCCCCUGCCUCUCCCUCCCUGCCUCUCCCUCCCUGCCUCUCCCUCCCUGCCUCUCCCUCCCUGCCUCUCCCUCCCUGCCUCUCCCUCCCUGCCUCUCCCUCCCUGCCUCUCCCUCCCUGCCUCUCCCUCCCUGCCUCUCCCUCCCUGCCUCUCCCUCCCUGCCUCUCCCUCCCUGCCUCUCCCUCCCUGCCUCUCCCUCCCUGCCGCUCCCAACGCCAUGCCUCUCCCUCCCUGCCUCUCCCUCCCUGCCUCUCCCUCCCUGCCUCUCCCUCCCUGCCCGCUCCCAACGCCAUGCCUCUCCCUCCCUGCCUCUCCCUCCCUGCCUCUCCCUCCCUUGCCUCUCCCUCCCUGCCUCUCCCUCCCUGCCUCUCCCUCCCUGCCGCUCCCAACGCCAUGCCUCUCCCUCCCUGCCUCUCCCUCCCUGCCUCUCCCUCCCUGCCUCUCCCUCCCUGCCUCUCCCUCCCUGCCGCUCCCAACGCCAUGCCUCUCCCUCCCUGCCUCUCCCUCCCUGCCUCUCCCUCCCUGCCUCUCCCUCCCUGCCUCUCCCUCCCUGCCUCUCCCUCCCUGCCUCUCCCUCCCUGCCUCUCCCUCCCUGCCUCUCCCUCCCUGCCUCUCCCUCCCUGCCUCUCCCUCCCUGCCUCUCCCUCCCUGCCUCUCCCUCCCUGCCGCUCCCAACGCCAUGCCUCUCCCUCCCUGCCUCUCCCUCCCUGCCUCUCCCUCCCUGCCUCUCCCUCCCUGCCUCUCCCUCCCUGCCGCUCCCAACGCCAUGCCUCUCCCUCCCUGCCUCUCCCUCCCUGCCUCUCCCUCCCUGCCUCUCCCUCCUGCCUCCCCCUGGCCUCUCCCUCCCUGCCUCUCCCUCCCUGCCUCUCCCUCCCUGCCUCUCCCUCCCUGCCUCUCCCUCCCUGCCUCUCCCUCCCUGCCCUCUCCCUCCCUGCCUCUCCCUCCCUGCCUCUCCCUCCCUGCCUCUCCCUCCCUGCCUCUCCCUCCCUGCCUCUCCUCCCUGCCUCUCCCUCCCUGCCUCUCCCUCCCUGCCGCUCCACGCCAUGCCUCUCCCUCCCUGCCUCUCCCCUCCCUGCCUCUCCCUCCCUGCCUCUCCCUCCCUGCCUCUCCCUCCCUGCCUCUCCCUCCCUGCCUCUCCCUCCCUGCCUCUCCCUCCCUGCCUCUCCCUCCCUGCCUCUCCCUCCCUGCCUCUCCCUCCCUGCCUCUCCCUCCCUGCCUCUCCCUCCCUGCCUCUCCCUCCCUGCCUCUCCCUCCCUGCCUCUCCCUCCCUGCCUCUCCCUCCCUGCCUCUCCCUCCCUGCCGCUCCCAACGCCAUGCCUCUCCCUCCCUGCCUCUCCCUCCCUGCCUCUCCCUCCCUGCCUCUCUCCCUCCCUGCCGCUCCCAACGCCAUGCCUCUCCCUCCCUGCCUCUCCCUCCCUGCCUUCUCCCUCCUGCCUCUCCCUCCCUGCCUCUCCAUCCCUGCUCUCCUCCCUGCCUCUCCUCCCUGCCGCUCCCAACGCCAUGCCCUCUCCGCUCCCUGCCUCUCCCUCCCUGCCUCUCCCUCCCUGCCUCUCCCUCCUGCCUCUCCUCCCUGCCUCUCCCUCCCUGCCUCUCCCUCCCUGCCUCUCCCUCCCUGCCGCUCCCAACGCCAUGCCUCUCCCUCCCUUGCCUCUCCCUCCCUGCCUCUCCCUCCCUGCCUCUCCCGCCCUGCCUCUCCCUCCCUGCCUCUCCCCAACGCCAUGCCUCUCCCUCCCUGCCUCUCCUCCCUGCCUCUCCCUCCCUGCCUCUCCUCCCUGCUCUCCCUCCAUGCCUCUCUCCCUCCCUGCCGCUCCCACGCCCAUGCCUCUCCCUCCCUGCCUCUCCCUCCCUGCCUCUCCCUCCUGCCUCUCCCUCCCUGCCUCUCCCUCCCUGCCGCUCCACUGCCAUGCCUCUCCCCUCCCUCUCCCUCUCCCCUGCCUCUCCCUCCCUGCCUCUCCCUCCCUGCCUCUCCCUCCCUGCCUCUCCCUCCCUGCCUCUCCCUCCCUGCCUCUCCCUCCCUGCCUCUCCCUCCCUGCCGCUCCCUCCCUGCCUCUCCCUCCCUGCCUCUCCUCCCUGCCUCUCCCUCCCUGCCUCUCCUCCCUGCCUCUCCUCCCUGCCUCUCCCUCCCUGCCUCUCCCUCCCUGCCUCUCCUCCCUGCCUCUCCUCCCUGCCUCUCCCUCCCUGCCCUGCCAGGCUCCAACGCCAUGCCUCUCCCUCCCUGCCUCUCCCUCCCUGCCUCUCCCUCCCUGCCUCUCCCUCCCUGCCUCUCCUCCCUGCCUCUCCCUCCCUGCCUCUCCCUCCCUGCCUCUCCCUCCCUGCCUCUCCCUCCCUGCCUCUCCCUCCCUGCCUCUCCCUCCCUGCCUCUCCCUCCCUGCCUCUCCCUCCCUGCCUCUCCCUCCCUGCCUCUCCCUCCCUGCCUCUCCCUCCCUGCCUCUCCUCCCUGCCGCUCCCAACGCCAUGCCUCUCCCUCCCUGCCUCUCCCUCCCUGCCUCUCCCUCCCUGCCUCUCCCUCCCUGCCUCUCCCUCCCUGCCGCUCCCAACGCCAUGCCUCUCCCUCCCUGCCUCUCCCUCCCUGCCUCUCCCUCCCUGCCUCUCCCUCCCUGCCUCUCCCUCCCUGCCUCUCCCUCCCUGCCGCUCCCACGCCAUGCCUCUCCCUCCCUGCCUCUCCCUCCCUGCCUCUCCCUCCCUGCCUCUCCCUCCCUGCCUCUCCCUCCCUGCCUCUCCCUCCCUGCCUCUCCCUCCCUGCCUCUCCCUCCCUGCCGCUCCAACGCCAUGCCUCUCCCUCCUGCCUCUCCCUCCCUGCCUCUCCCUCCCUGCCUCUCCCUCCCUGCCUCUCCCUCCCUGCCGCUCCCAACGCCAUGCCUCUCCCUCCCUGCCUCUCCCUCCCUGCCUCUCCCUCCCUGCCUCUCCCUCCCUGCCUCUCCCUCCCUGCCUCUCCCUCCCUGCCGCUCCCAACGCCAUGCCUCUCCCUCCCUGCCUCUCCCUCCCUGCCUCUCCCUCCCUGCCUCUCCCUCCCUGCCUCUCCCUCCCUGCCUCUCCCUCCCUGCCUCUCCCUCCCUGCCUCUCCCUCCCUGCCGCUCCAACGCCAUGCCUCUCCCUCCCUGCCUCUCCCUCCCUGCCUCUCCCUCCCUGCCUCUCCCUCCCUGCCUCUCCCUCCCUGCCGCUCCAACGCCAUGCCUCUCCCUCCCUGCCUCUCCCUCCCUGCCUCUCCCUCCCUGCCUCUCCCUCCCUGCCUCUCCCUCCCUGCCUCUCCCUCCCUGCCGCUCCCAACGCCAUGCCUCUCCCUCCCUGCCUCUCCCUCCCUGCCUCUCCCUCCCUGCCUCUCCCUCCCUGCCUCUCCCUCCCUGCCGCUCCCACGCCAUGCCUCUCCCUCCCUGCCUCUCCCUCCCUGCCUCUCCCUCCCUGCCUCUCCCUCCCUGCCUCUCCCUCCCUGCCUCUCCCUCCCUGCCUCUCCCUCCCUGCCUCUCCCUCCCUGCCUCCCCUCCCUGCCCUCCCUGCCUCUCCCUCCCUGCCUCUCCCUCCUGCCUCUCCCUCCCUGCUCUCCUCCUGCCUCUCCUCCUGCCUCUCCCUCCCUGCCUCUCCCUCCCUGCCUCUCCCUCCCUGCCUCUCCCUCCCUGCCUCUCCCUCCCUGCCUCUCCCUCCCUGCCUCUCCCUCCCUGCCUCUCCCUCCCUGCCUCUCCUCCCUGCCUCUCCCUCCCUGCCUCUCCCUCCCUGCCUCUCCCUCCCUGCCUCUCCCUCCCUGCCUCUCCCUCCCUGCCGCUCCAACGCCAUGCCUCUCCCUCCCUGCCUCUCCCUCCCUGCCUCUCCCUCCCUGCCUCUCCCUCCCUGCCUCUCCCUCCCUGCCUCUCCCUCCCUGCCUCUCCCUCCCUGCCUCUCCCUCCCUGCCUCUCCCUCCCUGCCUCUCCCUCCCUGCCUCUCCCUCCCUGCCUCUCCCUCCCUGCCUCUCCCUCCCUGCCUCUCCCUCCCUGCCUCUCCCUCCCUGCCUCUCCCUCCCUGCCAUCUCCCUCCCUGCCGCUCCACGCCAUGCCUCUCCCUCCCUGCCUCUCCCUCCCUGCCUCUCCCUCCCUGCCUCUCCCUCCCUGCCUCUCCCUCCCUGCCUCUCCCUCCCCUGCCUCUCCCUCCUGCCUCUCCCUCCCUGCCUCUCCCUCCCUGCCUCUCCCUCCCUGCCUCUCCCUCCCUGCCUCUCCCUCCCUGCCUCUCCCUCCUGCCUCUCCCUCCCUGCCUCUCCUCCCUGCCUCUCCCUCCCUGCCUCUCCCUCCCUGCCUCUCCCUCCCUGCCUCUCCCUCCCUGCCUCUCCCUCCCUGCCUCUCCCUCCCUGCCUCUCCCUCCCUGCCUCUCCCUCCCUGCCUCUCCCUCCCUGCCUCUCCCUCCCUGCCUCUCCCUCCCUGCCUCUCCCUCCCUGCCUCUCCCUCCCUGCCGCUCCCAACGCCAUGCCUCUCCCUCCCUGCCUCUCCCUCCCUGCCUCUCCCUCCCUGCCUCUCCCUCCCUGCCUCUCCCUCCCUGCCGCUCCCAACGCCAUGCCUCUCCCUCCCUGCCUCUCCCUCCCUGCCUCUCCCUCCCUGCCUCUCCCUCCCUGCCUCUCCCUCCCUGCCUCUCCCUCCCUGCCUCUCCCUCCCUGCCUCUCCCUCCCUGCCUCUCCCUCCCUGCCUCUCCCUCCCUGCCUCUCCCUCCCUGCCUCUCCCUCCCUGCCGCUCCCAACGCCAUGCCUCUCCCUCCCUGCCUCUCCCUCCCUGCCUCUCCCUCCCUGCCUCUCCCUCCCUGCCUCUCCCUCCCUGCCUCUCCCUCCCUGCCUCUCCCUCCCUGCUCUCCCUCCCUGCCUCUCCCUCCCUGCCUCUCCCUCCCUGCCUCUCCCUCCCUGCCUCUCCCUCCCUGCCUCUCCCUCCCUGCCUCUCCCUCCCUGCCUCUCCCUCCCUGCCUCUCCCUCCCUGCCUCUCCCUCCCUGCCUCUCCCUCCCUGCCUCUCCCUCCCUGCCUCUCCCUCCCUGCCUCUCCCUCCCUGCCUCUCCCUCCCUGCCUCUCCCUCCCUGCCUCUCCCUCCCUGCCUCUCCCUCCCUGCCUCUCCCUCCCUGCCUCUCCCUCCCUGCCUCUCCCUCCCUGCCUCUCCCUCCCUGCCUCUCCCUCCCUGCCUCUCCCUCCCUGCCUCUCCCUCCCUGCCUCUCCCUCGCCUGCCUCUCCCUCCCUGCCUCUCCCUCCCUGCUCUCCCUCUGCCUCCCUCCCUCUCCCUCCCUGCCUCUCCCUCCCUGCCUCUCCCUCCCUGCCUCUCCCUCCCUGCCUCUCCCUCCCUGCCUCUCCCUCCCUGCCUCUCCCUCCCUGCCUCUCCCUCCCUGCCUCUCCCUCCCUGCCUCUCCCUCCCUGCCUCUCCCUCCCUGCCUCUCCCUCCCUGCCUCUCCCUCCCUGCCUGCCUCUCCCUCCCAUGCCUCUCCCUCCCUGCCUCUCCCUCCCUGCCUCUCCCUCCCUGCCUCUCCCUCCCUGCCUCUCCCUCCCUGCCUCUCCCUCCCUGCCUCUCCCUCCCUGCCUCUCCCUCCCUGCCUCUCCCUCCCUGCCUCUCCCUCCCUGCCUCUCCCUCCCUGCCUCUCCCUCCCUGCCUCUCCCUCCCUGCCUCUCCUCCCUGCCCUCUCCCUCCCUGCCCUCUCCCUCCCUGCCUCACCUCUCCCUCCCUGCCUCUCCCUCCCUGCCUCUCCCUCCCUGCCUCUCCCUCCCUGCCUCUCCCUCCCUGCCUCUCCCUCCCUGCCUCUCCCUCCCUGCCUCUCCCUCCCUGCCUCUCCCUCCCUGCCUCUCCCUCCCUGCCUCUCCCUCCCUGCCUCUCCCUCCCUGCCUCUCCCUCCCUGCCUCUCCCUCCCUGCCCCUGCCUCUCCCUCCCUGCCUCUCCCUCCCUGCCUCUCCCUCCCUGCCUCUGCCUCUCCCUCCCUGCCUCUGCCUCUCCCUCCCUCCCUGCCUCUCCCUCCCUGCCUCUGCCUCUCCCUCCCUGCCUCUGCCUCUCCCUCCCUGCCUCUGCCUCUCCCUCCCUGCCUCUGCCUCUCCCUCCCUGCCUCUGCCUCUCCCUCCCUGCCUCUGCCUCUCCCUCCCUGCCUCUGCCUCUCCCUCCCUGCCUCUGCCUCUCCCUCCCUGCCUCUGCCUCUCCCUCCCUGCCUCUGCCUCUCCCUCCCUGCCUCUGCCUCUCCCUCCCUGCCUCUGCCUCUCCCUCCCUGCCUCUGCCUCUCCCUCCCUGCCUCUGCCUCUCCCUCCCUGCCUCUGCCUCUCCCUCCCUGCCUCUGCCUCUCCCUCUCUGCCUCUCCCUCCCUGCCUCUGCCUCUCCCUCCCUGCCUCUCCCUCCCUGCCUCUCCCUCCCUGCCUCUCCCUCCCUGCCUCUCCCUCCCUGCCUCUCCCUCCCUGCCUCUCCCUCCCUGCCUCUCCCUCCCUGCCUCUCCCUCCCUGCCUCUGCCUCUCCCUCCCUGCCUCUCCCUCCCUGCCUCUGCCUCUCCCUCCCUGCCUCUCCCUCCCUGCCUCUCCCUCCCUGCCUCUCCCUCCCUGCCUCUCCCUCCCGAGCUGA